CAGCGCUGGGCGCGCGGACGAUUCAGCGGCCUGUAACCAUGCGCGGCUUGGAGAAGCAGGGUCCGUGUGCUACAGCGCACCCAUGUGGGUGCGCUCAGCCGGCCCUGGAGACAGGGAAUCUUCUUACUGAGCCCAUAGGGUACUUGGAGUCAUGCUUCUCAGCCAAGCUUGGUACUCCAAGGCAGCCAUCCAUUUGUAGCCACUCCAGAGCCUGUUUGAAGAUCAGAAAGAGCAUCUUUAACAAUCCUGAACAUUCCUUGAUGGGCCUAGAACAGUUUUCCCAUGUUUGGAUUUUGUUUGUUUUUCACAAAAAUGGCCAUUUGAACUACAAGGCAAAAGUGCAGCCGCCCAGGCUGAAUGGGGCAAAGACUGGGGUGUUCUCCACACGGAGCCCUCACCGCCCUAAUGCAAUAGGACUGACGCUGGCCACGCUGGAGAAGGUGGAAGGCGGAGCUGUGUACCUGUCUGGAAUUGACAUGAUAGACGGCACACCUGUGCUCGACAUAAAGCCCUACAUUGCUGACUACGACUCACCACAGAGCUGCAGUGUACAGAACAGCCACCAUAAUCCGGGGGCUGCAGCCCCGUCUGAUGGUACAGCCAGCAGUUGUGACCAGCGGCCGCUCUCAGGGUGUGGGAAAGCACAGCCUCGCCAUAGCACCAAGGAGAGACCGAAAUGCCUUGAAAAUAGGACCUCAGAAGAAAACUCCCAGAAGUCUAGAGUCAUGUCAGAAAUCCAGCACACUUUGCCAGAGGACAGAGAGAGAGCAGUGGAUUUGGCACUGGAACCAAGCAGAGGUGGGAGCCUGGAUAUGCCAGAAGUUCAGCUUGGCCCACAGGAGCUGAAGAGCUUUCUGGAAGAAGGCACAGACAGACCAAGGAAAGUGGAAGGUGCCUUGGUCCUGCGGGGGAGCAGUGCAGAAACACAGCAGGAUGCUUCCUGCCAUGCCAGGACAGUUGACAGAGUGCCCUGCAGUGUUGUCCCCAGCUGGGUGAAGGAGGCCCCCGUAGCCCCUUUACGAGUCCGGUUUACUCCUCAUGCAGAGAUGGAUCUGAGGAAGCUCAGUUCAGGAGAUGCUAGUCAGACGUCAUUUAAAUACUUUCAUUCCGCAGAGGAAGCCAAGUGUGCCAUUGAGGCUGUGCUGUCAGCAGACCCUCGGUCUGUGUACCGCCGGAAGCUCUGUGAGGACCGCCUUUUCUUCUUCACUGUGGACACAGCACACGUCACGUGCUGGUUUGGUGAUGGCUUUGCAGAGGUUCUGAGGAUUAAACUGGCUUCGGAGCUUGUUCAGGCGGCUGACCCUGAGGAAUCCUUGGUGGCCCUGGGGUCUUGAGGAGUCCACUGUGUUUUCAGGAGCUCCGUUGGCCUUUGGAUGUACCUGCUCUUGUCAUCUUACUGGUUUGAUUGGCACUGUUUAAAAUAUUUAUGUGAAGGAAAUUUUGUUUUUUGUUUUAC
Messenger RNA from Arvicanthis niloticus (Nile rat), 1456 nucleotides. It is a transcript of the gene Trmo, whose product is annotated as tRNA methyltransferase O. Lineage: Eukaryota; Metazoa; Chordata; Mammalia; Rodentia; Muridae. The record is from RefSeq and is a predicted model, not a curated record.